Molecule: messenger RNA, 1273 nt
Organism: Hordeum vulgare subsp. vulgare (domesticated barley)
Lineage: Eukaryota; Viridiplantae; Streptophyta; Magnoliopsida; Poales; Poaceae
Product: lipid phosphate phosphatase 2-like
Exons: 7
Coding region: 97-1053 (318 amino acids)
Biological process (GO): phospholipid metabolic process
Molecular function (GO): phosphatidate phosphatase activity
Source: RefSeq, a predicted model, not a curated record
CUCAAGAAAUAGAAAACGCCCUGAACUCUCCUGCCCGCUUAGUGCUGCCUUUCAGGGGAGGAGGACGCUGCCGACUAUCGACGUGUGCGGGAGAAGAUGCCGCCGCCGGCGACCCCGGCCCCGAGCGCCGCGGUGCACCCAUGCUUGAGGACUCACGGAAAGGAAGUCGCUAGGCUGCACCUGUCCGACUGGAUCGUGCUGCUCCUGCUCGUCGCCACCACCGGCGUGCUCGGCCUGGUCCAGCCGUUCCACCGCUUCGUGGCGCAGGACAUGAUGUCGGACCUCCGGUACCCCGUGAAGGGCAGCACCGUGCCCGACUGGGCCGUGCCGGUUAUUGCCGUCGUUGCGCCCAUGGCUUUCAUCCUUGGAAUAUACAUCAAGAGGAGGAACGUCUAUGACCUGCAUCACGCCAUUCUUGGCCUUCUGUUUUCCGUUCUCAUAACUGCUAUCCUGACCGUUGCGGUUAAGGAUGCGGUUGGCCGGCCGCGCCCGGACUUCUUUUGGCGCUGCUUUCCUGAUGGAGUGCCGAAGUACAACAACGUCACCGGAGAUGUGAUAUGCCACGGUAAACCGGGCGUAAUCAAAGAGGGGUACAAGAGCUUCCCGAGUGGGCAUGCUUCAGCUGCUUUUGCUGGGCUUGGAUUUCUGUCAUGGUACCUGGCAGGCAAACUGAAGGCUUUCGACCGGAGAGGCCACGUCGCCAAGCUCUGCAUCGUUCUUCUGCCUCUGCUUCUCGCAACAAUGGUGGCAAUAUCGCGGGUGACUGACUACUGGCACCACUGGCAGGAUGUGUUUGCCGGUGGAGUCCUUGGAUUGGUGGUUGCUUCAUUUUGCUACCUUCAGUUCUUUCCACCACCCUACAGUGAACAUGGAGUUUGGCCUCAUGCGUACUUGGAGCACGUUCAUCUUCCAGAGGGUGAAAUGCAAGUGCAGUCAACAACAAACUCGGAUAUACACCAUAACUCGCUGUCACUUGAUCUUUCUAGAUCAAAUGAGACGAGAACCACCAGCCAUGCACUGGAUUCCAUGGAAGAAGGGAGCAGAGAUCACUGACUGAUGAAUGCGAAAGUUCCACAUUAUUUCUUUCAUUUAUACUUUUGUAAUGCGAGUGACUAAAGGAAUAUAUGACUUCAUACUGUUAGAGUAUAAUUUAGUAUAUGUGUACUCCCUCAGUUUGUAAAUACAGUAUAAGUCUUUUUAGAGGUUUCACUAAGAGACUAUAUACAAACGUAUAUAGACAUAUUUUAGAGUGUAGAUUCACUCAUUUUGCUUC